AUGGCAGGGCUCUGCUGGCUUCUUUGCUGCAUCUGCUGUUGCGUCGCCUGCUGCUUCCGUCAGAGCAUCGAGGCGGCAGUGGAUUGCAUCGAGGAAGCUUGCGAAGCUAUCCAGGAAAUGUCCUCCUUGCUCCUGGCACCCAUCCUGAAGGCACUCGCACGUGCCCUGGUCUUCGGCUUCCUCCUCUACGGCUUUUUUGCCCUCUUGUCCACAGCGCAGGUAUCCAAACCGGCAGAGGACGGCGGCCUGGUCUACA
Molecule: messenger RNA, 256 nt
Organism: Symbiodinium necroappetens
Lineage: Eukaryota; Dinophyceae; Suessiales; Symbiodiniaceae
Source: the annotation of a GenBank genome assembly